UUAUCUGUGAUUGAAACGGGGGAAAAGUGGAUGAUGGGAGACGUUUUGAUCAGUUUCGUAAUUUAUUCUAAAUACGUUGAUAAUGUUUUCGUUAUAAAAUAAUCAGUAGCGAGUGUUAAAGACGAUUUUACAUUAUCUAGUGUAAUAUCAGUGAGAUUUAUUCAGUCCGUUGUUAGCGUUACUCGUAGAUGGUAAUACAAAAUUUUCAUGUACACAAUGGAGAAUCAAAAUAAUGAUUAUUCUUCCGUUGUUGAAACAAUUGCUAGUAUGUUUGGAAAUGUGAUAACUAAAGAAGUAAUAUGCACAAUUGUGGAGAGCUUCGAAGGCGAUCUGAACCUAUCAGUGGAAGCUGUCAUGAAUAUUACAAGUGACACUAAGAAUGUAGGUCAAAGUGAAGAGGAAGUAACAAGUACCAAUCAAUUACAAGUUGUACAGAUUCCAUCUACAAGUCAAGAUGAAAGUCCCGGUGACUCUAGUCUGGCAGUACCUUCAACAUCUUAUGCUUCUGCCUCAAACAAAGGGGCUAUACCAAAGCAAACCUCAAAACCAAAGACCGUCAAUAACAAAGCAGUCUUCUGGACAGAACAAAUCCGUCAAAUAAUUGCAUAUCAUAACCAAGGUGCCAGAGUCCUGAUCAUUUUGAGAGGAGCACCUGGUUCUGGAAAAACAUUUCUCGCCAAACAGAUUCUAGAAAUGACCAUUGGUUCCACUUAUCAUGCUUACAAAAAACAUACAUUCAGUACUGAUGACUUUUUUGUGACAAGGGGUCAAUAUCAAUAUGAUAAAUCUAGACUGAGUGAUGCUCAUACAUGGAAUCAGAAUAGAGUUAGACUGGAGCUAUGUAAAGGACUAAGUCCAGUCAUUGUGGAUAAUACUAAUAUUGAACUAUGGGAGAUGGAACCAUAUGUAAGGCAGGGUGUCCAAAAUGGUUAUUAUAUUGAAGUAGUAGAACCCAAUACUUAUUGGGCGAAAAAAGCAAAUCAGUUAUGUAAGCGUAAUGUGCACAAUGUUCCAUUUGCGACUAUCAAAAGAAUGUUGGAGAAUUAUCAGGAUAAUAUAUCAGGACUAUACUUAAUACAGGCAUAUGGUCUCUUAUAUCCUGAAAACAUGGCUCCACCUGUAUUGAGAAAUGAUCCUCCUCUAAAGGAUGAUGAAAAUGCUGAAGCUGAGGCUGAAAAACCAGAAGAAAAAACUAAGGUAAAAACUCAAAGUGAUCUUACUGAAUUUCAAGAAGAGUUUUCUUCUGUGUUAAAGAUUCAGGAAACUAGUGCUACGGAAGGAUUGACCGAAGCUAUUCCACAAGGUGAAUGUUUAAAUAUUAAUGAACCAGAGCAAAACUGCAUUACAACCGAGGAAGUACCAGAACAGCUCCAAACAAAUAUACAGGAGAGUAGUCCUGAGGAAUUAUCUCAGCAUGAGAUUAUAAAACAACAACUUAUUAAGGAGGCUCAGAAACGUCUAGAAGAAAUGCACCAGGUUGAGACAGCAUGGGAAAAUGGAGAAAGUUGGGAUGAUGAUUCAAAGAAAUAUGAUACAGCUUGCAGUAAAAGCAUACCAAUGAAUACAGAACCAAAACCACCUCGUAAGCAAGAUAAUGAGGAAUCUAUUCUUUCUGCUAAUAUUUUAGAUUCAGUUAGCAAAUGUGACGAUUGGUCCCAGAUUUCAAUGUUUAUGCCAUCGUGGCAUGAUAUUCCACAGCACACUGUUUGCAAUGAAGACAAAGAUAAGGAUAACUUUGUAGAAAAAAUCUCUAGCAGUACUUGCAUUGAGAUUGGUGAUACGGAUAUUGUGAACAAUAAACAUAAUUAUAAAAUAAUCACUGCUACACCUAAAGAUAUAAAUAUGUUUCAUGUAUCUUUUAACAAUGAAAAGAUACCAGAUAUAAGAAGCCUGGAUAAAAGUACUAUGACUUAUGAACAUACAAUUUCAGAAGCAUACAGAUGCAAAAAUGAAGAACAACAUUUUGCUUCAUUUAGAAAAAUGUUUAAAAAUGUUGCCAGAUCUGAUUUACGAGACAUUUUCGAUAAAUGUCGUGGAGAUGUGAAUUGGGCAGUUGACAUUGUUUUAGACAGCAUGAAUAAUAAGUUGCUGGAUAUGGUAGAAAAUGAAGAGUCAUCAGAUAAAGAGGAGGAAAUUAUUGAACAGUGUGAAUGUCUAGCUGCUUAUAAUAUUAUACCAGAUGGAGUGUCCCCAACCCCACAAAAUACUGCAAAUAUAGAUGUCCAAGACAAUGCUAGUGAUAACAGACCUCAAGUUCUGAAAAAAUCCAAAAAGGAUACUGUCCUGUCAGAUAGUUCAAUGCAACUAAAACGGCAAAUUGAAAAGAAUGUAAACAUUGCAGAUAAUCAUUAUUCCGCAUACUGUUUAAAAUUAAGAAAAAUGCGCCACGGGGAGGUCGUGAAGGCUGGAACUUCUUCUAGUCAACCAAUUAAUCUCGAGGGUCAAGAUGCAGGAUCAGAAUCUGUUGUGGUAUCAAGUGAAGCCACGACUGCUAGCGUAGUCAAUUCGGACGAGGAAGAAGAGUCCACCGCUGAAUGCAUUGAUGAGCCUGCUAAGGUUGUAAACGUAAAUGUGGGCAUGGAAUUUAUUACCAUGUUAGAUGACAUGUUUGGACGAAAGGAUAUGAUCUAUCCGAACAAUGUGCAACCGUCUUUGACGAUAUCAGUGUCUGUAUUGAAUGAACUGAACGCAUCUUGGAUGGAAUCAUUAAUGUACCAACUUGAGAAUGAAUCAAAACAAAUGCAAGAGAUUAUCAAACAGGAUGAAGAGUUUGCAAGGGAACUAGCAUUAAAAGAAGAAGAACUACUCAUCGCAGGAAUGGAGCCAGCAGUGCCAGAUUUCAAGGAGAUCAUGGAUAUGGAUCUGGCUCUUAGUUUGUACCAGAAGGAUCUUGACGAUUGGCGUAGUAGUGAACCUCAAGAUUUAGCCGCCAAGAUGACGAGGGAGAAAUUGUAUAACUUGUUCCCGGAAGUAUCUCCGGAUGUGUUGGCUGAGCUUUUAGUAGCGCACCACAACAAUUUCCAAGCCACUGUAGAGUCCCUUUUAAUCUCCACUGGAAGACACGAUAUCCUGGAGCAAGAAAACGGCGUAAACAAGUUCGUAAUGGAAAAGGAAAUGCAACGGCAGAAGAAAAUAUUGGAGCUAGAGAAGGAGGCCUUCUCUGAAGACGAGUCUCCUCUCUUUCCGAAGGGAGAGAGGGCGACCAUGGCCGUCGUCAACGGAUACCGCCAUGAAGCCGAAGAGCACUUGAAACGCCGCAACGCAAAUCACGAAAAGGCUCAUGAAUUUAUUCGCCGCGGCAUGACUCAAGUCGCCAACCACUACUCCUCUAUCGCGUCUUAUCACAAGCAACGCUUUGAGUUAGCCAAUAGCUUUGCCGCAGCUGCUUUGAUACAAGUGCACGCACAAAACAAUCCAAACAACGCUACAAUCGAUUUGCACUACAUGCGCGUCGCCGAAGCCAAGGAAUCUCUGGACAUAUUCCUGGAUUUCCACAUCCGGAGACUGCAAGAGAACCAGAACAGAGGCCCGCGUUUCAUCAACCUGUUCUUUAUAACCGGAAGGGGCCUCCACAGCCACGGCCAGCCUCGCAUCAAGCCCGCCGUCAAGAAACGCUUGCGCGAGCGAUUUUUGGCCUUCAGCGAACGCAAUCCCGGCCUCCUUACCGCUAGAGUCUGCGCUGACGACAGGCUGUCAUAUCAGAUAUCCAACGCCUAGGCAACACCGGGCCCCUUGGCAGAUUUCCAAAAUAUCAAUGCACAUUUAGCCCCAAGUCCUUUGAUGAUUGCUCCACACGUUUCCCCAAUUUACGCCUCGCCUUUCUUUGGUUACAAUCAUAUGCCACUGACUCAUAACUCAGUGAUCACCUCACAGCCCCCAAUUGCUUUCAAUAGUCAAUAUAUGAAUACCUAUUUCUUUUACCUUAACCAGCCCCCAAUCCUCGAUCACCAUAACUAUAUGUUGUGGUAUCCUUGCAUGUUCCUAUAUCCCCUGUUUUAAGUUUGUGCGUUAAUGCUAAAAGGAAAUCUACAUGGUGGUCCUUAAACUCAUUGUAAAACAUCGAUAAAGGAAAUAAUGAAAAUACACUGCUUUUUAGUCGCUUACACACGACUAAUUUAGUACACAUCGGAAUGGUGCAUUCAUAUGCAACGCUUUCCUACGAUUUUCGGCUUUUAAAAUAUGUAAGGCACAAGAACUCUGUUCAUUGACGGAUUUUUACUGAGGGUGAAUUUCUAGUGACGCAUUGACAAUGGUUUAUAAGCAACAUGGAAAUAAAAAGACUAUAAUGAACUCUAAUUGUGAUAUGAUCUUUUAUAAGAAUGUGACGGCAAAGUCAAUGUUAUCGAUAUUUGUGACUUCUGAUCGAAGAUAUUAACAACGAUAUUUUGGUACAAUUUGUCGGAACUGUCUCUGUUUAUGCUCGGCCUAAUUCCGGUCUAGUUUGUCUAUUGACAUGUGGCACGUUGUGCCAAUUUAUACGGAGUCUAAAAAAUGUACUUGAGUAUCGUCUCUACUGUUGCCGCGUCAUAAAUGACGUUGCACAAUUUUGUAUGUGUAGUGAAGUUGUUGUAUUCGAUGUCUAAUUUAUGUGUUAUUCAAAAAACAAGAUACAUUGAAUCGAAAUCCUCAAACGAAUGCGCCUUUGAGUGUUAACUCUGUCCUGCAUUUAACGUCGAAUUUGACUUAUUGAGGAUAGUGCACUGUAUCUUGGGUUUUUAUACAUUUAAUAUAUUUGUUUAUUUAAUAAGUGUUUAGGGUAAAUGUAGGAUAUAAGAUCUAUUGCUUGACUGUUCUAUGCCCCGCUAUACCCACGAACCAAACUGUGUUAAUUAUUUUCACAUUGAAUGAUUUUAUUAUAAGACUUGAUAGUUUGUUAAUUUGUUUCUCGGGGAUUUUUUACACUGGGCGUAAAAGAAAAGCACGCCGAAAUGAUUAAGAAACCCAAAGUACAAUUAACGCUAUUUAAUAGCGUUUUAAAAUGUAACAACAAAGAUUUUACUUUAAGACGAAAAGGAACAAGUAUUAUAUUUUGUAAAUAUUUGCUCAAAUAGGUUAUUCGGAUUUUGGGUAUUUGUUUAGUAAUAACUUCACCAAAAUAACACUUCAAGAUGUCUGCACUUGUAUAUUUACCAUUUUUUUUAAUACUUAAAUGUCCAUAGAAAAGUAAGUCGUGUAGUCUUGCGUUUUCAUGCACACAACCAGCGGCUUGGCUUCAAAGUUUCUGAGAAUAUAAGAAACACUUUCGUUGUAAAUAAAUAUCAUUUUAGCAUUUAAUAUCGAUAACCAGAGAUGGCAAAAUUAUGACAAUAACUUUUAACAAAUAAAAGUAAUUGUAAAGCAGUUUCAAUGCCUUGCCCCUAGAUGGCGUGGCGAGAUAUUUUUAUGAUUAUAACUUUUUUUUACACAUUGCACAAGGCGUAGUAUGUUAUAGCUCCACAUGUUUAAAGACAAUCACAACACAGCUACAAAAUUGCAAAAACAAUUUAUCGUAAAGUUAAAAAGACAGGUUACACCACAGAAAUGCUUGGAUUUUUUAAGUAGACAUUCACAUAAAAUAUUUAAAUAAAUAAAAAUAUAUAAGGGAAGAUUGGGUAAGUACUUAUUCUUCUUGAAAUUUUUAUAUGUAUUAGUGCAGCGUUAUAUAUUAUACUAUUUAAUUUUCGACACAAAAAGAGAGAGCUUUUCAGUAAAUAUAACCACAUUUUUUUUUCAUCACAAUCAACAUUAAGCUGUGCUGUGAAUAUCGAGCUGAGCUGUAGAAAUAUUCGAUGCGUGUGCGCAAAUGCGAAGUGCGAGCGAGUCAUAUAUAUCGAGCGUCCGAAGUAUAGAUUAAAUGAGUGUACUCUCCUGAAGAGAAACUCCAGGGUGUCCUUCGGGAUGCAAUGAUCUACGGCUGCUUGUACUAUGACGCAACUGCAGUUUCAAAAGUAUUCAGUGUUGUUGCCUCAAGGUAUCUCGACUUCGUCUGCGUAACAAGUAAUAAGAGAAUACCGUAAGAUUUUGUGAGAAUUUCGAUGUAAGGAUGAAAUUUGCCAAAGCCACUUCGGCUUUCGGCGUCGAUUCGGGAUCUUAAACAAAAACAAAAGACCAACGGCACAGUAAUGUAGAGGUCACAGGUUGUGAGUAAGCAUGCUCGUAAGAAUUGUUUUGUAAAAAAAAUCGAAACGUUGCGCAUUUAGUUUCCUAAUUACGAUCUCAAAAGGCGAAAUAGAGUAGAGCCCAGUACAGCUUAAUUUUGAUGGUUAUCAGAAUAGUAUAUAAUUGGAUAUCUUAUUUUAAUUAUGCCUUGGGAAUAAGGUUCAUUAUGGUAAAUAUAUAUUGGGUUGUACAUGGUUGUAUAAGAAAAAAUUGUUAAAGUCUAACGGCCCGUAAUCUAUUAUUUAUGCAUUUUAUUUUGUAAAUUCCUCCAAUAUGCUUGUCUCGUAGAAUGAUAACUGUCGUGUACUCUGUUGUGCUGUGUACUUUAGCAAGAUUACGCAAGUUUAUCGACACAUUUCGUCAUUAUCACAUUUCAUUUAAUCAUUUUAAAAUUAAAUAUAAAUAUACAGACGGUUGCAAGAAACUUUGUUAUGUGGACGUUUGAUAAUUAAAAUUGCUAUUGUCCAUUUUUAUUAUCGACAUCUUGAUUUAUUCUGACAUUAAAAUACGAUUCAUUAGUUGUCAUAUUUUCGUAAAAUGUAUUUAGCAUUUUAUUAACUAAAGCAAGAUUAAUGUUCUUUGGAGCCGUUUGUAAAGUAAAAAUCCCUAAAAUAAGUUUGGAAACUGUGAUUUUUGCACAGGGUGUAAAGCCGAUAGAUUUGUUGUAGGGAAUUUUGAAAACGAAUUUACCUUAAACUUUAUUUUCAUUAACCUAAGAUCCUAUUUUGUAUUUAUCGAACUCCAUACAAUUGGCCAAUUAUGGUUAAAUUAUUUUCACGAUGAGAAGUAAACAAGGGUCUUGAUAUAUUGUAGUGUGCAUAUCAAUAUAUUUAAGAACAAUAAAUAAAAAAUAACUUUUCAUAGUAAUCUAACUUACUACUAUUUCUAAUGUAGUUUGUAAUCUUUCGGUAAAGAUAUAUUUUUACUUACAUACCUUAAUAAUUUAUUUCGUGGUCAAUUAAAAGUACAUAUCUAAUUUAUUCCAUAUAAAAGUUAAUUAAGUUAUCAAAAGAUAUUUUAGGAUACACAGUUUAUAUUUAAUCGGAACUCGGUAAACCUAUUACUUUAUUUUAAUAAGGUGAAAACACAAGGGCAUUUUGACGUUGCAUUAAUUAAUGAGCCCAUAUACUUAUCUUGAAAAUAACACUUUAACAUGAGUUGUUCUUAUCACAAAAUAAAAAAUAAGGUGCGAACAAAAUACAUAUUAAAAAGUAUUUUUAAUAUUGCAUGCCCUAAGGUCAAUACUACUUACUCGAAGAGAAUUUGUCUAGAAAUACACUUAUACACCAUAUUUGCACUACACUAUAAAAUUAUCAAAAAAAUUAUAAAAAUAUUUUGUUAUUCAUUAAUGAUUUUUGGCACAAUUAGCAGAGAUGAAGAUGAAUAUGUAUUUUAAUUUAGUAACGCAAUGUAAAAUCACCCUGUAUAACGAUAAAGAUUGAUUUAUUUUGUUUAAAAACAAUUUAUAUUUUGCAUUAUAUAUUUAGGUUGUAAGGUGCAUAUUUGCUAAGACAAUAUUUUCAGGUUUUUACAAACAGCAUAAUUGAUGGACUCUUGUUUACUUUGAAGUCAUUAAGUAUACCUACAUUCAAUUAUUAUGGAAAGUACAAAAGUUGAAAUAAAUGAUCCAAAUUUUUCUAAACAUUUUUCCCAUACGAAACUGUAGAUCAUUUUAAAGUUUUGAAAGGUACAUUGGCUGGUUGUAGUCAUUCUCAUUUAGCGUAAGGAUAACAUGUUAUAUGUCAGUAGUUAUUCGUGUUUGGUGUUAAGUGUUAGUUUGUAAUUUCGGGGCUUGGAUUGAGAAGUAGGUUUAAGGUGCGACUGCACUGGGAUAUCGGAAGCUGUCAUUAAACAAACCGAUAUCAGCUCCAUUAGGGCGACCAAUCAAUGAAAGAAAAACGUUUCAACUUGUAAGCUGACUUCUGAACGCAUUCGUACUUUAAACCCAGUAAGUAGUGUUGUCGAUGGAAAUUUAUCUUUGAGAAAGGUUUUUGCUGGUCAUUUUACCCCAUUAUUUUUCUUAAUAUAAGACGUAGAUCUCGUAGUAUAUACAUGUUUAGAUUCGUAGCUUUAAGGUUCGGCGUAUUCGCCUGUCGUCCUUUUAUUUUUUUUUGGAUGCAAGCAAGGCUAGGGGCCUUUGAACGUCAAUUCAUUGAAAGUGUUCAUUUCUCCGACUUCUCUCCCUAUAUUGUCAUCUAUUUACAUUACACUAUUGUUCAACUGAUACUUAUAUUCUAUCUUAGUUGCACUUUUGUGCGUCAAUUAUUUAUCGAUACAUGACAACACUAUUUUUAUGUAGUUUCCAUAAAAUUAAUAUUUUAGACUUCUUAUACACUUUACCUUAUAAGGUCGGAGAAAUAAACUGAUAGGUUGUAAGGGUUUUUAAGAUUGGUCCAAAAUUGACACAUAUUUUGGGGGUCUAUAAUGGACAGGCUUUUUGGCCUAACUAAAGUUUUAAAAGUUGAAUAAUUUAAUAAGAAAAACGAAUUCUAAAUUUUUUACAAUUGGCUACUAACAUUUUUGAUACAUUUAUUUUAACAUUAUUGAAGUGUUACGGACACUACUGUAAUUCGCUAACAAUGCUAGUUGCGAUAUUCGAAAAAUCGAUUUUAUCGAUAAAUUCAGAGUUAUUUUAUUCAGAAAUGCGACGGCGAUGCGAAAUUUGCUUCAGUAGUGUUUAUUUCUAAGAUUGGCUCCUAGAUAUAAGGCUUAGGAUUAAAGUGUAACUGUUAGUUAUAAUGUCAAUGCCCACCUUUCUGCUUCUUAGCAAAGCACGCAUUUGCUUAUAAAUGUGCCAAUAUCAUGUUUGAUGUUGAGCAACGCAUUAUAUUUUAAUUUUACGUCAAGGUAUGAUGUGAAAGCGAAGGGACUGCGCGUCAAAGCAAAAUAAUUGCGGACUAAAUGAUAUUACAAAUGUGCCAAAUCAUCGAGUUUGUUAAGUACCGAAAAGAUAUUGACAAUGUAUCGUUUACUAAUAAUUGUAUUGUUGAAUUGUUCAAAAUUUUUAUUGUUGAAAAGUUUUUUGUUAAUUUCUUUCACAGUUUUCCGCGUGAAAGUGCUAAAAUAAGAAAGAUGUCUCCAUAUAAUUAUCCAAGUGCGAAAGAUGCAAAGUCUUUGUGUAAGGAUAUGUGUAAGUAACGUCAAUUCAUUCUGCUUUUUAUGUGCCUGAAAGUAACUAGCGUUUUAUAUGAAUAGGUAAGACGGAGUUUUGAUAUAUGUAAAAAUAUUAUUAUUCGCAUUGAUUUUUUGCAAAUGUAAUUUUAUAUAAAGACGAAUUGCUUUUGCACUUUCUAAUGCAAAUUAGCUUUAAUAGUUUGCAGCUUUUCGUUUAUCUUAAAUCUUAAGAUGAACUUCUGAUGUCAAGCGCAAAAUCCGAAGUGUUCAACAACGCAUUAACACCGAGCGUAUGUCACGUUUGGGGCGUUUGAUGCUUGACGCAAUUUAUUGAAGUUUAAUUAUAUUUUUGUACACAAAAAUAGUUCCUUUAAAAUAACAAUAUUUAAGUGAAGCUACUUGAGAUCACUCUCGUGUGUCUACCUUCCUAAGUGCGAGUACCUAUGUAAGUUUAGUUGGGAUAAAUAUUAUGAUUAUUAUAUUUGCUCUAUCACGCACAAUUUUAUUGUUAAUAUUUUAUUUGAAGCAUAUUUUAAAGAAUGAAUGGUGAAAUAAAUUUUGGACAGUUUGAGUUUGUUAAAGAGAAGGGAAAUAUCGGAAUACAAAUGUAUACGCGUGGUGCUUUGGGAGUGUGUGAUAAAAAGAGAUAGGGAAAUGAUUGGAUAACAAAAUUUUUAUCGAGCUUAAUAGAUGAUGUUGCAAAUAUUGUCUAUAAGUCGGUUGUAUGCCUAUUGGUAUAAUCAUAGUAAAGUAAUAUUAGGCACAAAAUAUUGGCAGAAUAUAAAAUUUUAGGAGGAUGUUACGGUAUACUUAUUAGCGUUUUGGAUUAAUAAUUUAUUUUUGGUGCUACAUACAGUUUCUUCGAGUCCUACAGGUUUAUUUUUAACGAUUAAAAUGUAUAUUUUUUUGUUAUGUAUAACUUGAAAGAAAUUCGUUUGAAUUGAGCGUGGCUGACAAUUGUAACUAUUUUAUGAAAACAUUUUAAAUGUUCACUAACUAGAACUAAGUUUAAAUUUCAUAUAAGAUUUAAAAUUAAUAUAUUUCGAAACAAAUCGACGUAAAAUUUGCCGAAUUUAUCCGUCAUUAUUAUAAUGUAAACAGUCCAAAUAGCGCAAGUCAAAUCUGAGUCGAAUUAAGAGGAUACGACGAUUUGUUUUUAUUGCAAUUCUCCUUUAAGAGGGAUAUAAACGUAACGAUGUUAUUUUGUUAACUAUUUAGUUUUUUGAUGCAAUUUUUAUGCCAGUAGCAACUAUAAAUGUAACGUGUCAUGUAUUUAUGUGGAAUUAUUGUCAAUUAAAAGACAAAUAAAAAUAAUUAAAUGUGA
Manduca sexta (tobacco hornworm) is the source of this 10576-nucleotide messenger RNA. RefSeq lists its product as uncharacterized. The transcript is spliced from 8 exons. The record is from RefSeq and is a predicted model, not a curated record. NCBI's taxonomy places the organism in Eukaryota, Metazoa, Arthropoda, Insecta, Lepidoptera, Sphingidae. Gene Ontology annotation, molecular function: ubiquitin binding. Bases 208 to 3717 code for a protein of 1169 amino acids.